AGGAAUUAUUCCAGGUUUAACAUCUGAAGUCUGCAUGAUAUAAAACUGUAAUUAUGGAGGUUAUUAAAGAGGAGAGUGUGAACACAAGUGAUCCAGAACACUGCAGAAUUAAAUACGAAGAUACUGAAGAACAAACAGGCCUUUUGGAACUAAACGAAAUGGAGGAGAAAAAACAAAACUAUCAGAAACAACAUAAUUUCACAAAUGGAGAAACAUCUUUUAGUUUCUUACAAACUGAAAAACAAUUUGUCACAUGCCCCCAGUAUGGAGAUGCUUUCAAACUAUAUGUAGAUCUUAAAAAACACCAAAGAGUCCACACACGAAUUAAUCUGCACAUAUGCACUGAGUGUGGAAAGAGCUUCGGAAAUCGGAAAAUCCUUAAGGAUCACAUAAGAAUUCACACUGGAGAAAAGCCUUUCACAUGUCCUCAGUGUGGAAAAAGUUUCAGAUAUCAGAAAGACCUUAAGAUUCACAUAAGAAGUCACACUGGAGAAAAGCCUUUCACAUGUCCUCAGUGUGAAAAAAGUUUUUCACGUAGAGAAGCUCUUCAGAAUCACAUAAGAUACCACACUGGAGAGAAACCUUUCACAUGCCCUCAGUGUGGAAAAUGUUUCGUAAAUAAAGGAGAUCUUAAUAGACACAUAAGAAGUCACACUGGAGAGAAGCCUUUCAUGUGCCCUCAGUGUGGAAACAGGUUCACAUGUAAAGCCAACCUUUCAAACCACAUGAGGAUUCACACUGGAGAGAAGCCUUUUAAAUGUCCUCAGUGUGGAAAGAGCUUCAUGUCUAAAGGAGACCUUCAGGAUCACAUAAGAAUCCACACGGGAGAGAUGCCUUUCACGUGCCAUCAGUGUGGAAAGAGCUUCAGAUACAAAAACUGUCUCAAAAGUCAUUUGCGUCUCCAUUCUGAAGAACGGUCAUUUAACUGUGAUCAGUGCAGUAAAACAUUUCUUGUGGAAUCAUACUUAAAAAGACACCUGAAAACGCAUGCCGUUGAGAAGCCUUACUUGUGUUCUGUCUGUGGAAAAAGUCUUACAAAUCGUUACAGUUUAAAAUCACACCAGAAAAUACACACAGGUGUGAGAGAUCAUGUAUGUUCUGAGUGUGGGAAAUCCUUCACUACAGCUGAAGGCUUGAAAAGGCACCAAAUAAUUCAUUCUGGAGAAAAGCCUCACAAGUGCUCACACUGUGGAAAGAACUUCAGUCAGUCCGGAAGUCUGAAAAUACACGAGCGAGUGCAUACUGGAGAGAAACCAUAUCAAUGCACUUCAUGUGGGAAAGCUUUCAACCAAUCAAGUCAUCUACAGAUCCAUUUGAAAAAGCGUUGCCCAAAAUCACAAGUUCAUCUUCAGGUCCAAAAAGUAAAGGUUUAGAAAUGCAGAUCAACCAAAACAUUCACUUUCUCCCAAUUACAGUAAUUUAAUCCAAGAGGAAUGUUGAAUGCAUUUGAAAAAUGUUUGCUCUGAGAUGACACAAUUUUGGGGGAGAUGCUUUGUAGAUCAUGUAGUUUCCAUUAAACAUCCUUUUUGUGUACCACCUCUCUUAACACAGACAAAAUUCACACAAUGUAUUUUGAAAAUAUGUAUAUUGAACUAUUAGCCUGGUAAAACUCUCUUAUACACUGUCUAGACAAAAAAAGUCAACGUUUGGAUUUUAAUAACGGUUAUGAUCUGGGGUUGCUUCAGUUGGUCAGGUCUCGGCUCAGUUGACUACCUGAAUGUACUGAAUGACCAGGUUAUCCCAUCAAUGGAUUUUUUCUUCCCUGAUGGCACAGGGGUAUCCCAGGUUGACAAUGCCAAGAUUU
Xyrauchen texanus (razorback sucker) is the source of this 1804-nucleotide messenger RNA. RefSeq names its product gastrula zinc finger protein XlCGF52.1-like. The transcript has 2 exons. The record is from RefSeq and is a predicted model, not a curated record. Bases 54 to 1373 code for a protein of 439 amino acids. Lineage: Eukaryota; Metazoa; Chordata; Actinopteri; Cypriniformes; Catostomidae. Gene Ontology annotation, cellular component: nucleus.